UGUAAAAUUUAAGCUCACGCGGUUGAACAACGGCGAUGACAUCACGACGCCGUGUCUCCGCCCCUCUCCGGCAGAAGGAGCGGAAGUUCCGUUGUGACCUGGGCUAGCAAGCGCACUCCUCACAUUGUAUGUGUGGCAACAAUAUGUCUGUACCUCUGCUCGCUGAAGCCGUGACGGUGUCCGGGACGGAGAAGGAGACGGCUGUGGUGAUCUUCCUUCAUGGCUUGGGUGACACAGGACACGGCUGGGCUGAUUCCAUGAUGUCUAUCAGACUGCCGUACGUCAAAUACAUCUGCCCACACGCACCCCGAAUCCCUGUAACGCUGAACAUGAAGAUGACCAUGCCCUCAUGGUUUGACCUGAUGGGCUUAAGCCCAGAAGCCCCAGAGGAUGAAGCAGGGAUUAAGAAAGCAGCAGAGAACGUAAAGGCCAUCAUUGAUCACGAGGUAAAGAAUGGUAUACCAUCCAAUCGUAUUAUUCUUGGUGGCUUCUCUCAGGGUGGAGCUCUGUCUCUCUACACCGCUCUGACCUCUCAGCAGCAACUAGCGGGUGUUAUUGGACUUAGUUGUUGGCUUCCACUUCACAAGACUUUCCCACAGGCUGCAAGUGGGAGUGGAAACAAGGGCACUCCCAUUCUGCAGUGUCAUGGCGAGAUGGAUCCCAUGAUCCCGGUGCAGUUCGGGGCCAUGACAGCAGAGAAGCUCAAGACCAUUGUCUCUCCACAGAAUGUCACCUUCCGCAGCUACCCGGGUCUCAUGCAUAGCUCCUGUCCUCAGGAGAUGUCUGCUGUGAAGGAAUUCAUUGAAAAGCAGUUGCCCCGAGUCUGACCUCAACCAUAACUCACUGUGACCCUUAGACACUGACCUCUCACCUCCGACCUGCCAUUCUCUCACAGGAAACAGCCAUGAUCCCCUACAACACGAACCAUACAUGCGCAUGAACAUUCAGUUGUACAUACUGUGAACAUGCAACACCACGUCAUCUCACGCCUUUCUUUGUAAUUUCAUACCUCAUUAAAAAAGUGAUAUUAUUAUUAGUGACAACAUUUGGCAUCCGUACAUACAAUAGUAUCCCAUGAAACCUUGCUCUUUACUUUAAGGGAGACUCAUUAACUUUUAUCAUACAUUCCUGUAAGCAUUAAAUCCGUUUCCCAGUAUCUCAGUAUCAGUCUCUUUCUCUCAAGCAAGGCGGGAAAGGUAACAUUUUUCUAGACGGCUCUGUAGCAGAACUUGGGAGACAGUUCAGAUGCUGCAAAUCUGUGGUGGUGGAGGAAGUUAGUGAGAGCCGGUGCUGUCUGGAGUGACUCGCGUCACGCUGCUCUGCAUGCUGGUCUCAUGGUGCAUGUCUGCAGUGGGGCUUCGUCGGGAUGCUGCAACUCAUACUUUUGUUUGUUUGUUUUAGCAAAUAAACUACUCAUUUGAAUCUUCCGGUAUGCCUUGUUUUUCAUGGAAUAAGAAAUCUGACACCAAGUCUAUAUGCAAAAUUAGGUGAUUUACUUACGCAAUGCAACUACUUGUAUAAUAAGCUUAUUUAAAAUAAACCUUUUACAAAAAACGCACAUAACCAGCUUUAGAUCUGAGUAUCUUACUGUAAAAUAAUCAAUGAUACUAAGCUCUUGACAUAAUAAGAAAGUGAGUCACUCCAGACGGGGCCGAUAAUAUUUUCCAAAAUAGCUUCCCAAAUCCUCCCUAAUUCCCUGUUCACCUCAUAACCACACCAUCCUCCACCCACGUGACCAAACACAUUCAAGUGUUCUGGGGUCUCAGAUGGCAUAUGUAUAUAUAUUUCAGGUUCCAUAAUAAUGCAUAAAAGUAUUGUUUACUGAAACGACCUAUUAACAAAAGAUGGAAGGUCACAGUUAUGCAGCGGAUUAAGCCUGCUGAUAUUAAAGGAUUAUGAGGUAACCUUGAUUAGCUAUUAAAAUUGAAAUAUGAGUUUGCAAACGUGGAUGCUAUAGUCAGUUUGCUUGUAUACAUUUGAAAAUGGAUUAUUAAAAUGUGUGAUGAUAUCUCUAAACCAGUUGUUUGCAAAGUAGUGAAUGUUGCUUUUUUAAUCUAAAAUAGAUGUUCUUCAAUAUAUUAUUUCAGUGUUAUUUUAUCUUCUAUCUAAGUCCAUUUGACUUCCAUGUUUUCAUAACUGCUAUAUGAUCCCCUCUUUUAUAAUUGGCAUUAUUCCUUAUUAUUAGUUAGAAUCAUUUCUGAGCUUCAGACAGGUUUCCUAUAUGCCCUGUGGCUUGAAUGUUAAUUGUAUGAAUCAUGGGCAUGCCAGGCACAAGCGGGUCAGCAGAAACGGGCAAUAUCUUUGGGUUUUACAGUGAACUUAUAAGUUUAUGUUCACCUGAGUUGUAUUUUGUUGCUGGGUUUUUUUCUUCUGUCAAGUUUCGUUGUCGUUGUCUUUUUAUUUUAAGUGUACUGAGGGACAAUUGGUUCUUCAGAAACUUUCCCAAAACACCUGUAUGUGAAAUAAUAAAUGAUGCAAAUCACA
Messenger RNA from Ctenopharyngodon idella (grass carp), 2484 nucleotides. It is a transcript of the gene lypla2, whose product is annotated as lysophospholipase 2. Gene Ontology annotation, molecular function: carboxylic ester hydrolase activity; palmitoyl-(protein) hydrolase activity. The record is from RefSeq and is a predicted model, not a curated record. Gene Ontology annotation, cellular component: cytoplasm. The coding region runs from base 129 to 827 and encodes 232 amino acids. Gene Ontology annotation, biological process: protein depalmitoylation. The transcript has 10 exons. Lineage: Eukaryota; Metazoa; Chordata; Actinopteri; Cypriniformes; Xenocyprididae.